Closterium sp. Naga37s-1 is the source of this 2472-nucleotide messenger RNA. NCBI's taxonomy places the organism in Eukaryota, Viridiplantae, Streptophyta, Zygnematophyceae, Desmidiales, Closteriaceae. The record is from the annotation of a GenBank genome assembly.
AUGCUCCAAAUCCGACCCCAAUCCAGCAUCAAGGAGCAUUGCUUCCAGCUGCGGCUGCGCUGGCCCGACAGUCCCGCGCGUCUCGUGUGUCGCGAGGUGGACUAUUACAACGAGCUCAUCGCGCACGGCCGCAAGACCCAAGCCCCAUUCCCGUACCACCUGGCGGACUACAUCUGCCGUGUGCUGCGCAUCUCCCCCUUCCGCUACUAUAGCGACCUGCUGCUCGACGUCAUGAAGCAAGAGAAGUCCUACGACACAAUUCCCAACUUCACAGCAGCGGAUGCACUGAGGGAGACGGGCAUCGGGCGCAACCAGUUUAUUGACAUCAUGAACCGCGCCCGCGCCAAGCUGAUGUGGAGGGUGAACCGCGGAAUAGUGAAGGACAUGCUGCCAUUGGAGCCAGUGCCCUUCCCCAUCCAGCCCUGGUGGCUCGUCUGCGUCGUCAACCUCACUGCUGACGAGUACAGAAGGCUGACAGAGGAUGAGCUGAGUGUGAUAGAGCGCGGCGGGCACGAGGGAGACUGCAUGGCGGGCGAGUUUGACGACGACCUCGUGCGUGCGCUGCACUGCAAGGGGCUUGUCUACCUUGACGUCCCCGUCUACCCCAACGACCGCUUCCGUGUGUCAUCGCUGGAGGGCUUUGUGUCCAACAGGAACCAGCAAGGCGAGGACGCUUCUGAAAAGUACGUCUCUGCCUCUUCCUGCCUCGACCUCCUGCCUCUGUUGCCUCUGUCUCUCUCUCAGUUCACCCAUGCCCUCAGCUUUCGGUGCUGCUCUACUCCUCUCUUCGUCACAGCCAGCGAGCAGGCGACAGUGCACGAGAUGGCACUCACCCUCCAAGCGGACGUGCGGCAGCUAGGCGCCGCCAUCUCCCUCGCGUGCCGCCUGGGGUGGGCCGAGAAGGUCCUCGACCUGCACUCGCUCCUCGACCACAUGGACAUGGGGGGGGACGGGGACACCAGCGAUGGGGGCCUCGGCAGUGAGGGGUUUGGUGCUGGAGACGGGGGGACCCCGCUUCCCUACCCCUCCCUUGUGCCCCUGCCCCUCUCAGAGCUGAAGCAGCAUGCAGUGACGCUGUUUGAGGGGGGAAAGCUGUCAGAAAGGAGUGUGGCAGAGCUGUGUGGGGAGCUGAGAGCGGUGGAGAAGACAAGACACAGCUGGAGGGCGAGCUGCACAGAUGCUGAACCCUUUCAUUCAUUGCCCGGGCUGUCACCUUCUCCUCUUCCCUUCAUCCCCUGCUCUCCCCCUCUCGCUCCUCCCCCCCGCCCUUUCGUGCCGACUGUCCACGUCCCCCACAGAGCUGAAGCAACACGCAAACUAAAGCAGCACGCGGUGACUCUGUUUGAAGCAGGAAAACUCUCAGAGCGCAGUGUAGCAGAGCUGUGUGGGGAGCUGCGAGCGGUGGAGAAGACACAGCUGGAGGGCGAGCUGCAGAAGUUCACGGACCACACGCCUUCAGCCUCCGAUACGCCCUCCGCAUCGCAACCCACCUCUUCACAUGCCGACUCUGCAACCGCACCUGAUGGUGUUUCAGGCAGCAGCGCGGCAGGCUCGGAGGGGUCUCGGCUGCAGGAGAAGCCGCUGCACCCACGGGCUGCGUCGUACCCGGCACUGGCAGCAGCAGACGCAGGCGACGAUGACGGCUCCUCUUCUCCUGCUGCCCCGCCCCCUCCCGCUGCAGCCACAUUACCACCAUUACCACCAUCAUCCUCAUCUUCCUCAGCAGCAGCAGCAAUGUCUAACCGAGCCACGUUCAACCGGGUGGAAGUGCUGCGAACAGAGAGCCUACAGGGCCUAGCACCCGCCACGCUGCACCGCCUGCUGCGCAGGGAUUUCGACCUCGUGGUCUCCAUCGUGCCUCUCCCCAAGCCCCUCAACGCCGUCGUCCCUGACGGCUCCGGCCCCGCUCACUUCGCCCACCCGCCCCGCGUUCCUCUCCCCGUGGGCGAAGCUGUUCCUCUACGCGAAAACGGCCUCUGGUCCGGUUUCAGUGGUGCUGAUGAGGGGGCUGAGGCUGAGGUUGCUGCCGCCGCCGCUGGUGACCUCUUGCUGAGACACUCUGCUGUGAUGAUCCAGCCUCUGGCCGCCCCGCCUGCUCCUGCUCCUGGUUUCUCCCGCACUGGGUCGAACUCAGCAGCGAGAGCAGCAGGGGGAGGGGGAGGGGGAGCGGAGGGAGGGUUGUGGGGUGCGGAUGGGGCAGUGGAGGGGGUGGGGGAGGGCGUGGGGUGUCUCACUGAGGAAGGGGAGCCGGAUUUUGCAACGGUUGCUCUCCCUCUGCCCCCUCGCUCUCGGCCUGACCCCAGUGAGGCUCGAGCAGCUGAUGGGGUGUUGUCACAGCCGCAGAAGCCGCAGGGAGGGGGGAGAUCAUUAGGAAGGACGAGGCUGGGGGGUACUGAAACUGCUGGGGAAGCGGUGGGUGGUGCAGCAGGGGGCGACGAGGGACGCAGGAGUGAGGGAGUUGAGGGCGAGGGG